CGGUGAACUUGGUGCUCGUGAGCACUGAGCAGAAUUCCGCAGUGUUGAUUCGAACUUCGAACGAAUCUGUAGCAUGUCGUAAGUUAACCAUAGGUCGUAACACACACGGAAGCGCUUAGCAUGCGCAAGAUUCACCAGUGCUUUCAGUCAGACACACACUACUCUGUGAAAUAGCUGGAUUUUGUCAAGUUUCUCGGUUCUUGUGCAGAAAUUAUGGAUAUAUGCUGGCUUUGUGUGAUUCUCGCCGGGAUCGCAGUUUAUUUACUAACGCAGUUUAUACGCUUUAUCUUCGCCGACGCUGAUCUGACUUUAUUAUGGGCGGAUAGAUUCGGCAGCACGCCAGAGUCAAAGUUGCGAGGCAAAGUGGUGUGGAUUACCGGAGCCUCCAGUGGCAUCGGGGAGGAGUUGUCCCUUCAGCUCGCUGCGCUCGGUGCUCGGCUGGUGCUGUCUGCCCGCAGGGAGAAUGAGCUGGAGAGGGUGAAGCGCAUUUGCUUAGAGCGCUCCUCUCUAAAGGAUGGCGAUAUUCUUGUUCUUCCACUCGAUUUGUUGGACCGUGCAUCACAUCAAGAAAAAACUGCUGCAGUUCGGAAGCACUUUGGUGAUAUAGACGUGUUGAUAAAUAACGGAGGCCGGACCCAGCGUUCGCUGUGCAUAGAGGCUGAUGUGGAUGUGUACCAGGCACUUAUGGAGCUCAACUACCUUGGCACUGUAUCUAUCACUAAGCAGGUGCUGCCCCACAUGAUCCACCGUGGUAGUGGUAUCAUAGCAACCGUCAGCAGCGUUGCAGGCUUUGUCGGGGUGCCCCUGGCAACGGGGUAUGCUGCCAGCAAGCAUGCGGUGCAGGGUUUCUUUAACUCUCUGAGAACAGAACUCGCUGAUUCUCCAAACAUCACGAUCAGUACCAUCUGCCCCGGACCUGUAGUAUCAAGCAUCGUUCAGAACGCAAUCACAGAGGAGCUGGGCAAGCCUGUGGCCACAGCUGGUGAUCAAACACAUAAGAUGUCUACAGAGCGCUGUGUUCACCUCACUCUGGUAGGUCUGGCCAACCAUGUGAAAGAGAUGUGGAUUGCUGAGCAGCCCUUUCUACUCUUCUGCUAUUUGUGGCAGUACACUCCCACUCUGGCCUGGUACACAACUAAACUUCUAGGCAGAAAACGUGUGCAGAACUUCAAAGCCGGGCUGGAUGCAGAUGCCGCAUACUUCAGCGAGCCAAAGGUCAAGACAACUUGAAAAUCUAAUUUCAAGAAUCGGUGAUUUGUGCAUUCCUUUGCAGAAAGACCCAGGAAGUUUUAAAGUCCAUAACUUUCUGAAGAGUGUCACACUAUUUCAAUAUGUCAUUAAAUAUGAAAACACCUUACAUUUUGCUUGCUGUAUAAAUAAAGACUAAUGGCACUUUAUUGAAAUAAAAAGCUGAUUUAUGUA
This is a messenger RNA of Rhinichthys klamathensis goyatoka, 1422 nucleotides long. It is a transcript of the gene dhrs7, whose product is annotated as dehydrogenase/reductase (SDR family) member 7. The coding region runs from base 214 to 1230 and encodes 338 amino acids. Gene Ontology annotation, molecular function: oxidoreductase activity. NCBI's taxonomy places the organism in Eukaryota, Metazoa, Chordata, Actinopteri, Cypriniformes, Leuciscidae. The record is from RefSeq and is a predicted model, not a curated record. The transcript has 7 exons.